Desarmillaria tabescens is the source of this 854-nucleotide messenger RNA. RefSeq lists its product as uncharacterized. The record is from RefSeq and is a predicted model, not a curated record. Lineage: Eukaryota; Fungi; Basidiomycota; Agaricomycetes; Agaricales; Physalacriaceae. The transcript is spliced from 4 exons. The coding region runs from base 173 to 766 and encodes 197 amino acids.
GAACGUGAACGAGCGUGGGCUUUCCGGAACAGGACUGGUUCCGUGGUUUAGCAAGAGCAUAUUUGUGCGUUGUACUUUCCCUUUUCCUCUGUGCUGAUCGCCACAAUUGCCGAGACCUUCGUCCAUCCAAUGACGGCGGGCGAAACACCUUGAUCUGAAUCAACCAUCAGAGAUGCCUCCUGUUACUCCUUUGUUCAAUCUCGCCGUCAUUGCGCCCUCCUCCUUCUCGCCCUCCAAUGCGAUUGAAACCGUGCAGAGAGCAUACCGCGCGGUAUUUGGACGAGACGUCCUUGCCGAGGACAGUGAAAACCAUCUCCUGCUUUGGACCCAAAUCUGUUCUUCCCCUGGGGUACCCGAUAGCGUCGUCGAAGAAAUACGAGAGGUCCUACCGUACCUGCCUGAUAUAACCUGGCGAAGUGUCGCCCGAGUCGUAGGCCUUGACCCCUCACAAGGAAACGAACAGCUACCAGUAAAACCUACGCAAACGCUGUACCUUUCUGAUAAGUUUGUCGACGAGCUUCUGUAUAACGCUCGUUGGAUAAAAUACCGACACAAGAAGCGAAAGUAUGUCCAACUCGGUUCAUUUGCCGUCAAAGCAGUACUGGACCAGAUGUACUUCGCCCGUGAGGUUUUUGUGGAUGAAUCUUGUUCCGAAUUCGAGGUGAAGAUCGUACGCAAUGCUGCCCUCCUCAUGAUGGAAUCCGAGCGAUGGCCUAACCAAACGCAAAUACUUGCUCAGGCCAUUGCUGAGGUGACAUUCGUCUAGGAUAUUCAUUCCCAAUCCACAUCGUCAUCACGGACCUCUACGAGACGACAUUUUAUACUUACGAUCCUUCCGCAAAAAGGUUUUACAU